CUCACCGCACUACACAACUUCCACAGCGAACUAUGUCUUAAGUGGAGUCGCGGGAACAACAUAUUCUCCAUGACGAGCAGAGCUGAACAAGUGCGCAGUCUUCGAACUUCGGGAAGUAUUGGGUUAGCAUAGAGACCCGGCGGCAGAUCAUCACUCCUCACUCACUGUGUGACGCCGGAGUUCUGCUUUCAGCCUGAUACCUCGACCUGGUACGAAAGAUAUUCACCAUCUCAUUAUUGCCUCCAUUUUGCAGCUGAGGCGUACGUUUGUCGUCAGCCAGAUAUCCAAUGGAGAAUAUCACCCGUGCCAUAUCGAAUCUGAAGCUAGAUACUGAGGUUGAGAACUAUCUACACGUCCAAGAACUUGAAGAAAAGAAUUUAUCAAAGAAGGACUUGAAAAGUGUGGCUUGUACUGCCUCCAAGAGUCCCGUUCGCAAUAAAACAUGUAGUGGAUGGACUGGCUCGAAUACCUGGUACAACUAUGAUAUACUCGAUCGAAAAGGGACGACGCUUCUAGCGCUCCAGGUUGCGGAAGAGACCAACUACACCUUCCCUGCCCAUUGGAAGGAUUGUCGUGACCUGCGGGACAUCGCUUACAGGCCUGGGAGGUCCAAAGCUUGCCAUGCAGAAACACAGCUGAUGGCAUAUAUCUACGACAAGCACUACCGAGGACCGACAGCAGUUGAUAAAUCCAUCGACAUUUACAUCUAUCCUCGACCAGUCUGUUACUACUGCCAUGAUUUCGCUAAGCAUCUCUUCCAGACAACAGGACUUCAAUUUGCCUUCUAUCUAAAUGGCCGGAGAGAAAUACCGAAGUGCAAGCAUUGCAUGCAACCAAUUCGAACGGGCUUUUCCUGUCCAAGACUAACUUGUUGCAAGCUAGAACUUCGAAUAUCCCUCAAAUCAUAUACGCGGGCCGCGGUUAACCUCGCUCAAUCUUUAGAAGCUUUCGCGAAGACGUUGAAGAUUGUGGAGGAAGACAUCAUAUCGAAUGUCGAUGACAACCACGCCUUGCGGCAACUGUUACCUGUCUUCGUAGCUCUUGGACCAGAAACUUCGAGAUACCGUCAGGCUGUUGUCGAGUCCGUCAAUGUGAUGGAAUGUGCAACGUACGCGAUGUUGUCGAUAUAGGAUGAUUUUUCUCAUGGCGCUGAAUACAGUUCCAACUAUCCUCUGACAUAGACCUGUCUCUGAAAAGAUAUCAAGUUUCAGAAUCGUAGAUGGUGAAACCCAAUGCCGAGCAGUGAAG
Molecule: messenger RNA, 1248 nt
Organism: Exophiala oligosperma
Lineage: Eukaryota; Fungi; Ascomycota; Eurotiomycetes; Chaetothyriales; Herpotrichiellaceae
Exons: 2
Coding region: 288-1130 (280 amino acids)
Source: RefSeq, a predicted model, not a curated record